GACAGCAAAAUUUAUUUAUUUUUUCAUUGAAAUAAACAAAAAAUGAUAGGAAAAUUCAUACAAAUAUUUUGGAAAUGGUGGAAAAGAAAAAUUAAGGACAUUUUGGAUAAUAAAAGGAGGUUAACUCUUGUUCUUGUAUUCUUAGUAGCUUUGAUUGGAAUAUGUUUGAACCAAGUCCAAAAACUCAAACAAAAAGAACACAAAUGCAAAGGUACAAAGCCUAAAUCUGCAGAACCUCCUGCGUUACGAUAUCCUCCCGAUACCGAAAUUCCUUUACCACCUUCUCCAUCGAUCUUACAUGUGUUUGAAAAAGCUGCAGUUUGUUCAGACAGUGAUGUCUGCAGUCGGAUUGGAAGAGAUAUCCUUCAACAAGGUGGAAAUGCUGUAGAUUCAGCAUUGGCAACUCUAGCUUGCAAUGGUUUGGUUACCAUGCAAAGUAUGGGUAUUGGAGGUGGAUUCAUAAUGAAUGUAUUUCAACAUUCCAAAAAUCACUCUUCCACAAUAAUUGCUCGUGAAACAGCUCCAAAAGCAAUUAAAUUCGAACACUUUUCCACAAAAAAUAGCAAAGAUUCAAACCUUCAAGGACCAAUUUCUAUAGCAGUUCCUGGAGAAGUUAUGGGUUAUGAAGUGGCACACAAAAAAUUUGGUUCACUUCCAUGGAAUCGAAUACUUCAACCAACUAUUGAAAUUUGUGAAAAAGGAUUUCAACUAUCAAAACAUCAAUGGGAUUCGUUAUUCUUUAAUCCACGAAUAAGAAAUGAUCCAUAUUUGAGAGAAAUGUUUGUGAACAAAUCAACAGGUGAAUACAAUCGAGUGGGUUCGAUUGUUCAUCCGCCAAGACAACUUUGUGAGACUUAUCGAAUUUUAUCCGAAAAUGGUUCACAGGAUUUUUACAAUGGAAACUUGGCUGAAAUGAUUGCAAAAGAUCUUAGAGAUAUGGGAAGCAUUAUUUCGCUUGAUGAUUUGAAAAACUAUCAAGCUGAGAUUUUGGAUUCUGUUCACUUAAAUUUGGGAUCCGAUGUAUUACAUUUGGUUCCACCAGUUGGCAGUGGUGUUGUUAUUGGUCAAGUAAUGAAUAUUCUGAAAGGAUACAAUUUCGACAAAAAGAAAGUUCAUAGUGAAAAAAUAUUAAUUCAUCGGAUUAUCGAAGCUUUGAAAUUUGGAUUUGCUAGUCGAUGGAAACUUGGAGAUCCUAAUUUCAAUGAUCAUCAAGAAGAGGUUUUGGCGGAAAUGCUUUCAUCUGAAUUGGCUGAUGCUUUGAGGUUAAAAAUUAAUGACAAAAUGACUCACAGUGAUGCCAAUUAUUAUGGAGGUGAAUCUGAACCAGUGAAUGAAUAUGGAACUGGACAUUUAUCUGUUUUGGCUCCGAAUGGUGAUGCUGUGUCGAUAACAAGUACAAUUCAUUAUUAUUUCGGCUCAGCAAUCAUGGGCAAACGAACAGGGAUCCUCUUUAACAGUGCUAUGGGUGAUUUUUCAAUUACAGGUCAGCAAAAUUAUUUCUCUCUUCCACCAUCGAAAGCAAAUCUUGUCGAACCAAAUAAACGUCCAAUGUCAUCAAUGGCUCCAACGAUAGUUACAAAUGUCAAAGGAGAUGUCAAACUUGUUAUAGGUGGCGCUGGUGGACCGAAAAUUAUCUCAGCUUUAGUUAAUAUUUUACUACGAAUUUUGUGGUUGGGUAAUGAUGUGAAACAAGCAAUUGAUGCACCAAGAUUUCAUCAUCAAUUGAUACCAAAUUUCUUUGAAUAUGAAUUUGGAAUGUUAAAGGACGUUGUUGAUGACCUUGAAAAAAUGGGCCAUAAAACCCUGCGCUACCGAGAACGUGGUUCGGCAUUUUGUGGAAUUAUGAAAAAUGAAACAGCUGUCUAUGCAAAUGUGGACUUUAGAAAACUUGGAGGUGUAUUUGGGUUUUAACG
Molecule: messenger RNA, 1913 nt
Organism: Episyrphus balteatus (marmalade hoverfly)
Lineage: Eukaryota; Metazoa; Arthropoda; Insecta; Diptera; Syrphidae
Product: glutathione hydrolase 1 proenzyme-like
Exons: 7
Coding region: 43-1911 (622 amino acids)
Biological process (GO): glutathione catabolic process
Cellular component (GO): plasma membrane
Molecular function (GO): glutathione gamma-glutamate hydrolase
Source: RefSeq, a predicted model, not a curated record